UUGGAGAUACUAUAAGUAAAACGUUGAGUAUAGUUGAAUUUAGCGUCGAUCGUUAAUGGUGAGUUUGUCGUCGAAUUUACCGUAAGAUUUGGCUAUAAACUCGUAACUGUCAAAUAUUAUUGUUGAAAUUGAUGUUCUGACAAUAAUAUUUGACGGAAAAAAAAUUAUGGUACUCCCACUACUGUCAAAUUUACUGGCGGAUAAAUCCAAUGAUAAUAUUAUUUAGUAAAACAUUGCAUUUUGGACAUGCGGAAUCGACGGUGACCGUGCUCUAGAUGAUAGCGCGAACUUUUGUCUCUCCCAUUUUGAAUUUUCCCUUCUCUUUUUUCAUCACCACCCUCUCUCUCAUUAUUGUCUCCACCUUCGCUGCUGGUUCUCUGCCGCCUCCCGUUGCCUCCGCCGCCGCUCCACUGUUCUCAGCGAGCCAAAACUUCUGCUGCCGGCUGCGCUCAACGUGGAUUUGGGGAAGCAGAACCUCCACUGCAAUCCAAGCCUCCACCACCGCAACGUUCGUCACUCUCCCCACCGAGGCGCACUCCAGUGAGCCAUUUCACCGCCGCAACUUCCACCGUUGCUCCACUCUUCUUACUCUGAGACAUGUCGACAGGCAGAGAUGCUGCGGAUCAAGUUGCUGGUCGUGGUCAUAGACGUAGUUGGGUGUUUUACUCAAAUUUUUGUUCCAUUGUUAACAACAAAUAAAUCAACAAUUUUCGAGUUUUG
Arachis ipaensis is the source of this 720-nucleotide messenger RNA. The record is from RefSeq and is a predicted model, not a curated record. Lineage: Eukaryota; Viridiplantae; Streptophyta; Magnoliopsida; Fabales; Fabaceae.